GUGGUGAGGAUGGCUGCGAAACUUCUACACUGCACCAAAGAUGAACAGCGUUCUGUCAUACGCUUUUUGUGGGCAGAAGGUGUGCCCGGAGCACAGAUCCAUCGCCGCAUGUGUGCUCAGUAUGGGGAUAAAGUUCUCUCUCGUAGAGUCGUCUAUGAGUGGAUUGAAAUGUUCGAAAAUGGCCGUACUAAUGUGAAGGAUGCAGAGCGCUCCGGACGUCCAACUACAGCCACGACCACGAAGAAUGAAGAAAGAACCCUGGAACUGAUUCUCGAAAACAGAACAAUAACAGUUGAGGAGAUUGCAGAAAAGCUGAAUCUGAGUGUUGGAUCUGCCUAUGCCCUGGUUCACAACAGCCUUAAGUUCAGUAAAGUGGGUACCAUGUGGGUGCCCAAGCAACUAACAGAGGAGCAUAAGCGCAAGCGCUUAGACAGUCAUGAAGAAGGUGACAAUUUUUUGCAGCAGAUAAUCACUGGUGAUGAAACGUUGGUUCACCACGAUGAGCCUGAAAGCAAGCCUGUACUACAUACUGCACAGAGUAUGCAAUGAAAGCAUCCAUCAUCUCCUGUAGCAAAGAAAUUCCAGACGCAACCGUCGACAUGAAAGUUGACGAUGAUCGUCUUCUGGGACUCUCAAGGGCCGAUUCUCAAGACCUGUCAGGAACGUGGAACAACUGUCACAAGUGCAACGUAUUGUGCCAUGCUUCAGACAGAACUGAAACCCGCAAUUCGCUCUAAAAGAAGAGGAAAUCUGUCAAAGGGAAUCGUGUUGUUGCAUGACAAUGCCCGCCUCCACACUGCAGCCCACACUUAAUUCCAUACAGUUAAAGUGGGAGGUUAUAGAACACCCAGCUUACAGUCCGAAUGAAGCAUCAUCUGAUUUCCACCUUUUUGGACGCUCAAAGAAGCUUUAAGGGAAAGAACAUUUUCAUGUGAUGAUGUGAAAGCAGUGGUGCAUCAGUGGCUACGUGCUCAACCAAAAACAUUUUUUGCUGAUGGCAUUAAAAAGUUGGUAUGACGCUGGGAAAAAAUGCAUCAUAAAGGAAGGUGACUGUAGAAAAGUGAUGUCAUUUGUUUUUGAAAUUCUUAAUAAAUAGAGUUUAAAAAGUGCAGAAACUUUUUG
Trichomycterus rosablanca is the source of this 1122-nucleotide messenger RNA. RefSeq names its product protein GVQW3-like. The record is from RefSeq and is a predicted model, not a curated record. The transcript has a single exon. NCBI's taxonomy places the organism in Eukaryota, Metazoa, Chordata, Actinopteri, Siluriformes, Trichomycteridae. Gene Ontology annotation, molecular function: nucleic acid binding. Bases 10 to 549 code for a protein of 179 amino acids.